CUGUACAUGCAUACACUGUACAUGCAGUAGGAGAUUGUUAUAUCAUCAGAGCUGGACAAUUGUUGUACUGUAACAAUAUAGAACAAGGAUGCUAUUAUAGUGUAGGCUGCACAUUCUCAAAUAUGGUAUACUGCAUGAGAGGAAGAGCAUGCAGCUGCUCCACAGUGUUGAGGUCAUAGCUCAGCUAGUCCAUUCAAUUGUUAGCUAUUAAACUAAUCCAAUGGCUGUUGCUGCCUUUUUACUGAUUAUCAUUUCAUUAAAUUGUGUGUCUAGCUUAAAUGACAACACUACUGACUAUUGUAACCAACUGAACUGCCCUCCAUGGAUGCAAGCAAAGGGCUCAGAGUGUGUGUGCAGGAAUGACCUUCCUUUUGACUUACACUGUGAAGAUGGAACUGCCUACCUCGAUAUUGCGAGCUGUAUGAGCAUCGAUAAUGAUACCGUAUCUGUUGGUGAAUGUGCAUACAAUUACCAAAAUGUGUCUGCUGACUUGGCUGUGGAGUUGCCAUCAAAUUUGUCCAUUCAUGAACUAAAUGCUGUGUUUUGUGAUCCCCUCAACAGAGAGGGCAUUCUGUGUCAUCGUUGUAAGGAAGGAUUUGGUGUGGCUCCACUGUCAUUGGAAUACGCCUGUGUCGAGUGCCCUGACAACACUGCUGGGUGGUGGGUGCUGUUCCUAGUGCUGCAAUUCGGACCCGUCACCAUCUUCUACCUGAUUAACUUGGUCUGGCAGGUCUCCUUUGCUAGAGCUCCUUUCAGGUGUUUUGUGUUCUUUAGUCAAAUUAUAUUUUGGUUCAUGACUUUACGUGAUAGCAGAGUACUUACAAAUAACCUGAAUCUAUUUGCUAGGGUCUAUGUCUAUGCUCUCGAGUUCCUUAACGGUAUCUGGAGUCUUAACUUUGUGUCUGUAUUUCCACCUUUCUGCAUUAGUACGUCUUUCACAAACAUUCAUUUUGUGUAUCUCCAAUACUUAGUGGCAGUCUACCCUUUGUUUCUCAUUGCUUUGACACUCGUACUGUAUAAACUUCAUGAGCGAAACUUUAAGCCUGUGGUAAUCCUCUGGAAGCCAUUUCGCAGAUGUUUUAUCUCCACAAGGACAAUGUGGGACUACAAGAGCUCAAUUGUGAACGUGUUUGUCAACUUUUGCUUAUUCUCAUUGUCUAACAUUAUUUCUAUUGUUUUUACGAGUUUUUAUUUCUCGGAAACAUACAAUCUUUGUUUAGCUUUCCAAGUGGAACUGUCGGUAUGGGUGGAUCCAUCCACUCCUUACCCAGAUCCUGUCCUGCUCAUUCUGUCUCUUGUGUUCUCCAUAGCUACCAUCACUGUCAUCACACUCGUCAGUUGCUAUCCACUGAAGUGCAUGAAGCUGUGCUUUAAGCGUUGUUGCCGAUCUCAAAUCUUCCUCUAUAUUAAAGCAUUUUUCGAUGACUUCACCUCCAGUUAUAAAGACGGUACUACUGAAGGCUCUUGUUGUAAUUGGCAGUAUCUUGUGGUCAUUUACCCCGUUCUUCUGAUUUUAUUACAAGUGAUUUAUUUGGGUGCUUCGAGAACCUUUAGACCUGUGGUAUUUGCAAUGAACUCGCUACUUCUAUUCUCUUUCACCGUGUUUGUGGCUCUGGUUCGCCCCUAUAAGAGGUAUAGUGAUAAUGUGGUUGAAUCUCUGCUCAUCUUUUUGUUGGCUGUAGUAUUUGAACUAGGUAGUUUGGAUGUACAAAGUCCUAUCUUGCUUGCGUAUGUGUCCAUUCUUCUAGUCAGCAUACCCCAUGGAUGUUUCGUAGCGUUCAUUGUUUACAGUGUGUGCAAGAGGUACAAGAGAUAUUGUGACUGUGGUUGUAAAGAAAAGAAAGAAGUGGUGGAGGACGAUCAGUUGCCCGAUAGAUUUGUCAACGCUGAGAACUACCAACAAUAUAAUGUCCUAAACCCACUAUAGGUAAAGGGUCAUCCUAAUUGUAAUGCUAUUAUGUUGAAGUUUUGAUAAUGCUCUUUACCAAGUUUCGAUUGUGUCACCCUAAUAAUAAUGACUAAACUGAUCUGUUUGUUUGCUUGUAUAUUCCGUGUGUGUAAUAGUACUUCUCUAUAUUGGGAACACAGCCCUUGCAUGUACGUAUGCUCAUGUGUCUGAUUAUAUUUCUCAGUUCUAUGAAUUAGGAAAUCCAUUUUGUCCCAUUAUUAUAAUAUUUACACGAGUAGUUAUUCCUAACUGUUUUAAUGGCGCUACGUGCUACAUAAGUGGAUGCAUGUGAUAUUCAUGUCCAAUAUUCAUGCUGUGUUUAGUGCCCUGAGGUGAUCUGUGGAGAGUAGGAGUGACUCACAUGUGUUGUCCAAUGAGUACCUUGUAAGGCAGAGCAUAGCUAACUCCAUAGCUACCAAGCUUUGUUGCUGACUCUCAGAAGCUCUGCUAAAUUGAUUCAUUAAUUGUAUACUCUCAUUCAUAGGUAAUGUUUUUGUGAGCUUGUCCCUAGACAUUGUUUAUGACUGUGGGAACUUAUUAGAUUAUCUACAGCCCAACACCACCUGUGUGUGUUGUCUGCAGGCUGGCUGCAGUCAUGGGGGACACUGUCUGGUGUGUGUUCUAUCUGUUGCUAUUAUUUGUGUUUGUGUGUCUUAUUGUCAGGAAAUUUUAUUUUGUCCUGUUACAGUAGCUACUAAGCCUGUUAUCUAU
Halichondria panicea is the source of this 2659-nucleotide messenger RNA. RefSeq lists its product as uncharacterized. The record is from RefSeq and is a predicted model, not a curated record. NCBI's taxonomy places the organism in Eukaryota, Metazoa, Porifera, Demospongiae, Suberitida, Halichondriidae. The transcript has a single exon. Bases 221 to 1927 code for a protein of 568 amino acids.